Pseudonaja textilis is the source of this 1748-nucleotide messenger RNA. NCBI's taxonomy places the organism in Eukaryota, Metazoa, Chordata, Lepidosauria, Squamata, Elapidae. The record is from RefSeq and is a predicted model, not a curated record.
UAAUUUUUUCUUUUCUUUGCAGGACAACAAAAAGGCAUCUCACUUUCUAUGAUGGGACUAAUUCCUGCCUCCCAGGAGUGUGCCAUGUUUCUAUGGCGGAACCUUUCUGUGCCAAAACAAGAGAAGUUCUCCUGGAUGUUGCCAAAAAGCUUGGAAUCAAGUGUCACUCAAAGGGGACGGUAAUUACAGUUGAGGGACCACGUUUUAGUUCUCGGGCUGAAAGCUUGAUGUUUCGUAGCUGCGGAGCUGAUGUGAUCAAUAUGACGACAGUCCCAGAAGUAAUUCUGGCAAAGGAGGCGGGAAUCUGCUAUGCGAGCAUCGCCAUGGCAACCGAUUAUGACUGCUGGAAAGAACAUGAGGAAACGGUCUCAGUGGACAGAGUUCUAAAGACGCUGAAGGAGAAUGCAAACAAAGCAACUAGUUUGCUACUCACUGCCAUACCUCAGAUUGGAUCCAUGGAAUGGUCAGAAACCCACCAGAACUUGAAAAAUACUGUGCAGUUAUCCGUCAUGCUACCAAAACAUUGAAAACCUACCAAGCUACAGGACUUGAAGAUCAGAAGACAGACAGACGUCUUUACUUUUAAAGAAUGCCUUUAAUGGAUGCGGCAUUUUUCCUUUCCAUCUGCUAAUAUGCUUCUUUUGGAAUAAGAUCUUGCAAAGGCUGAAGAACAGAACAUUCGCAGCAGAUUUGAAAAGUAAUUAAUUCUUAAAACUGACAUUUCAGACUGUGAACACAAUAGCUGAUACUUGAUCAUGUUCCACUGAUAUGAAAGAGGUUUUUUUUUUUUUUAAAAAAAGAGGGUCAUUAGCUCUAGUUCAAAUAUUAGAUCAUAACUCAAAUCAAAAAUGGCUAAUCCAUAACAAGCUAUGUUUAUAUCCCCUUGCUCGCCCCCUCCACCCCCCCAAAAAAAUGACCACCACCCCCAGAGUGGUUAUAGUAGUGGAUUGCCAUUCUGUAGCAUUUUUAAAACGCAAAGAAAUUGUUUUGAAUGGGGAUUAAAUGCAUUUUUAUUAUGCUUUUUAAUAGAAAAUUACGGACUUUUUGUGUCUUCAGUUUAAUAUGCUGGAUUUCAUGAAUUGCUGGAUUUAUUUUCUUUUUUUUAUAUGUUUUUUUUUAAGAGUUUGUGGCGGAUGGGUAGACUUGGUUGAUUUAUUAUUUUUUUAUUUGAAUGGCUCUGAGGGGAGUUUUUGGGCAGCAAAAAAGCAGGAUACGUGGGUUUUGUGUGGUAAAGAAAAAAGCCAUUUUAAGACCACAAAGGACUCAAUCAUGAAUUUUUUUCAGUUGCCAACAGUGAGUGUUGAGCAACUCCAUUUCCGUUCGAAGUUUUCUGGUGCCCUUAUGGCUGUGGGAGCUCUUCCAAACUAAGGCCACUGUGUUACUUCAGAAAAAAACUACCUUUUAUUGAAGACAAUACACCAUUUAUUCUAGCAAAAGCAGCAGAGUAACAGAGACUACUAUAGGUGAGCGAUGUUUCUGAGUGUUUGAAGGCAUCACAAACUUGUUUGAAUGGGUUGUGUUUGAACGAUUAUGUAGUAACAGCCUCAGAAACUUCUCUGAACCAAGUCACUUGGUUCACUUUAUUUUUUUUCCUAAAUAUUUUGAAGAGUGAAGAACGAGUACAACGUCUCUGAAGAACAUAUUCACAUUGUUUGGAACGCUGCUGCUGAAUAUAAUAUACACUGUGUACUGUUGUAUCCUUUCAAAUUAUGCCUUAGUUACAUAUGUUAAAUACCCUCUCUUCUGUU